Messenger RNA from Prorocentrum cordatum, 477 nucleotides. The record is from the annotation of a GenBank genome assembly. Lineage: Eukaryota; Dinophyceae; Prorocentrales; Prorocentraceae.
GCGGGCGAAGACUACAUAGAUCAGAGCGGCGAGCUCACCUUCGACCCGGGCGUCAAGGUGCUCCCCAUCAGCCUCCAGAUCGUCGAUGACACUGCGUUCGAGAACGACGAGGAGUUCUUCGUCGACCUCAAAAGUCCCGAGCUCCUCCUCGCCGACGGGGAGGCCACCAGCGCCGACGCCACCGGGUACCGCGUGGAGGUCGGCGAGAAGGCGACCGCGACGAUAGUGAUCAUCGACGACGACCUGCCUGGACCCUGCUCCGCUUCAAGGGCGACGAGAAGGGUGAUGACCAUCUCACCGUCAAGGAUCGAGGAGCCCGAAGACUUCACGGUGAACUUGUGCGUGGAGCGCAAUAACGGCUGCACCGGGACGGUGUCGUGCAAGUACAAGACCGAGGAUUCGGGAGGGAUGCGUCCGCGCAGGCGGGGAUCGACUACGUGGCGAUGGAGGGGACGCUCGUGUUCGAAAGCGGCAUGA